AAAAUCAAUUCCUUUUCACAGUUUGUGGUUAAAUUUAGCUUCUGCAUGACACCAACCAGACCUGCUUGAAAGCUUUUAAGUGUAAUUUUAUAUUGCUGGUUUUAUAACUAUAGAAUUAAAUUCAGAUCGGAGCGACGCCAUUGCGCCAAAUCCGCAAGUGCUCUCUGUAGUUGUCUCUCUUGUUGGCCAAUGGCCAUGGCCUUGAGCACCCUGUCUGGUCUGGGCCUCGCCAUCCUGCUGUCAGCCAUUGCAAGCAUCGAUGCGUCUAAGCACUUCUACCUCACAAGCAACUCCUACUUCAGAGAGGUCGGCAAUGCCUUCCUCUUCUCCGGCGGCAGCGAGGGCAUCGUCGCCGCUCGCACCGCCGACUCCACCGCCCCUUUCUCAGUCCACGACGGUCGCUCCUAUAUCCGAUUUGAGAACAUCACCUUCUGGAGGAGUAAAGAAGCUGCCAACCAGCAUUCAAGCACGGAACACAGUACUGGCUUGAUACAAGUUAUAAUUUUUGAGGUAGCUGAUCGUGAUAAUAUUGGCGGUUCUGCUUAUGGUGGGCAAAGGUCAAUAUGUUGCACAUCUGAUAUUGCAAAGCUGGAAGGCUGUAAGCAAGGUGAAGUCAUCAGGAUACCUUCUGCAACGCAUGUUAACUGGCCUAUUGUUCUAAAUGUACAGUUCAGUGGCAACUUUUUAUCUACCAACAUGGAUAAUAAAGAGGUCUACAUUAUGAAGACUGGAAUGUAUAACUUGUUCUUUAUAUCAUGUGAUCCAAAACUAAAGGGACUAACCAUGAGUGGAAAGACUUUAUGGAAGAAUCCUGAUGGUUAUUUACCUGGAAGAAUGGCCCCAUUAAUGAAUUUUUAUGUGUUUAUGGUAAUUGCAUAUGUGUUGCUCAGUGUUAUUUGGUUUACUCAGUACGUUAGGUUUUGGAAAGAUGUAUUGCAACUUCAGCAUUGCAUCACAUCAGUUAUUGCUCUUGGAUUGCUUGAGAUGAUUCUAUGGUAUUUUGAGUAUGCAAAUUUUAACAAUACUGGGAUGAGGCCAGUUCAAAUUACAACUUGGGUUGUGACGGUAGGAGCUAUAAGGAAAACAGUUUCACGCCUUAUUAUGCUUUCAGUUUCAAUGGGUUAUGGUGUUGUGCGACCCACCCUUGGUGGUCUUACCUCAAAGGUGUUGCUUCUUGGAGUAACUUAUUUCUUGGCAACUGAAAUGCUGGAUAUCACAGAGAAUGUGGGAACAAUCAAUGAUGUUUCAGGAAGAGCAAGACUUUUCAUAGUCCUUCCCAAUGCAUUCUUGAAUGCAUUUAUAAUCCUGUGGAUUUUCACGUCUCUUUCAAAAACGUUAGAACAGUUACAGGCAAAGAGAAGUUCAGUUAAGUUGGAUAUAUAUCGCAAGUUUUCGAAUGCAUUGGCAGUAAUGGUGGUCGCUUCAGUUGCUUGGAUAGCGUACGAGAUUUACUUCAAAGCAACAGAUCCAUUUAAUGGGCGGUGGCAGAGUGCUUGGAUCAUCACUGCUUUUUGGGAUGUUCUUGUGUUUUUGUUGCUCUGUGUAAUCUGCUGUCUCUGGGCGCCAUCCCAAAGCUCGCAACGAUAUGCUUAUUCAGAAGAAAUGGAAGAAGAAUUUGACGAAGAAGAAGCCCAAUCACUAACUAGAGGAAAUCUGGAAAGUGAUCCAAAUUCAGUAGAGCAGGAGAAGAAAGAGACGAGUGUAGGGAACACAGGCAUUUUCUGUAUAGAAAAUGAUACUGAAGAGGGCAAGAGGGAAUGAUGCCAGAAAUGCCAUGUCAACAACCUUAUUCCAUAGGGUUUCAGGCAAAGAGUGUUGUACAAUUUCACUAAGAUCUGGAAGAAUCAGAAGGUGACCUAUCUGAUUGUUAUAGUUCGCAAUGUUGAUUUUGCCAUAUUAUACAUGUAAAGUUAGGCCUGCUACUGGUAUCUAUAAAGAUUGAAAAAAUAUGUAAGUUUAGGAAGAGAGGAGGCCAAUAGCUCAUAAUGGAAAGGAGAAAAAAUGGAAGGGGGUGAGGUUUUUUCACGAAUCUUGGUCAUGAGUCAUCUAUUACUAAAGAGUUGCUACUCUGCCUUGUAUAAAAAGUAAAUAUUUCUUGAACUA
This is a messenger RNA of Malania oleifera, 2103 nucleotides long. RefSeq lists its product as uncharacterized. Gene Ontology annotation, cellular component: Golgi apparatus; membrane. The transcript has 5 exons. Gene Ontology annotation, biological process: transport. Bases 190 to 1761 code for a protein of 523 amino acids. NCBI's taxonomy places the organism in Eukaryota, Viridiplantae, Streptophyta, Magnoliopsida, Santalales, Ximeniaceae. The record is from RefSeq and is a predicted model, not a curated record.